GACGUAGCGCCGAGGACGGGUCUGUUUAUUGUUCCUCCGACCUGAGAGAAAACAGCUAGCCGCCGCCGCCGCUCCACCGAGACACGACAGGUAUCCCCCGGUAUUCCCCGGUAUCUCCACACGGUCCAGGGCGCUCUGACACGGCAAGCAGCAAGACACUUCUCCCGGGGCCAUGGCGUACGCGUAUCUCUUCAAAUACAUCAUCAUCGGAGACACGGGUGUGGGGAAGUCGUGUCUACUACUACAGUUCACAGACAAGAGGUUCCAGCCAGUUCAUGACCUCACCAUAGGUGUGGAGUUUGGUGCCAGGAUGAUCACAAUAGACGGAAAACAGAUUAAACUGCAAAUCUGGGAUACGGCUGGCCAGGAGUCGUUCCGCUCCAUCACCCGGUCUUACUACAGAGGAGCUGCAGGCGCGCUGCUGGUCUAUGACAUCACACGGCGGGACACUUUCAACCACCUGACCACCUGGCUGGAGGACGCCCGCCAGCACUCCAACUCAAACAUGGUCAUCAUGCUCAUCGGCAACAAGAGUGACCUGGAGUCCAGGAGAGAAGUGAAGAAGGAGGAGGGUGAGGCCUUUGCCAGAGAACACGGCCUUAUCUUCAUGGAGACCUCCGCCAAGACAGCCUCUAAUGUAGAGGAGGCCUUCAUCAACACAGCCAAGGAGAUCUAUGAGAAGAUCCAGGAGGGAGUGUUUGACAUCAACAAUGAGGCUAACGGUAUAAAGAUCGGACCCCAGCACCCCACCACCAGCUCCACGUUGGCAGGAAGCCAGGGGGGACAGCAGCCGGGGGGGGGGCUGCUGCUGAGGACCCUCCACCUCCUCCUCCUCCCUCCCUCCCUCCCUCCUCCUCCUCCUGUCCAACCUGCCGUACUCAUUAGUUAACCCCUCCCCCUCUCUCACUCUCUCUGUUGCUCCCAGAUCACCUGGCACCCUCUACCACUCUGUCAACCCUUACGUUUGAGCUCCCUCCCCUCCUCACUGUCUCUCCUCUCUGCACCGCUUUUGGCUCCUGUGGCAAAGUCAGCUUCACCUCCUCCUCGAAGACAAAAGGAGCAGCGGGAGGGAGGGAGGGAGGGAGGAGGAGCAGGGGGGGAGGAGCAGCAGGGAGGGAGGAGGGCUUCAGGAUAUUUCUGGUUGUUUUUGUUGAAAUUAAAUGAAUUUUACUCGUCGCUCCAUGUGUCGCUUUUCUUUACGCUUAAACCAGGAGCCCAGCUCUCUGUUUACACUGCACAGGAGGCUAGGCUAGGAUACUCUAGGCUAGCACCAAGCUCUCUGUUUACAGUGCACAGGAGGCUAGGCUAGGAUACUCUAGGCUAGCACCCAGCUCUCUGUUUACAGUGCACAGGAGGCUAGGCUAGGAUACUCUAGGCUAGCACCCAGCUCUCUGUUUACAGUGCACAGGAGGCUAGGCUAGGAUACUCUAGGCUAGCACCCAGCUCUCUGUUUACAGUGCACAGGAGGCUAGGCUAGGAUACUCUAGGCUAGCACCCAGCUCUCUGUUUACAGUGCAAAGGAUGCCACGCUCAGCUAUGCUUGGCUAGCAGCCAGAGCUGUGGGUACCCUGUUAAGGAGUGAGGCUAAGCUAAUGGUGCUCCUGGUCCGGCCCGGGGAGGGCGGGGGGGGGGGGAGCUGACUUUGUCCAGACCAACUUCCUGUUGUUUAAUCUCGUCCACACUUGGCUUCCUGUCCUCUUUAUGAAACACUCACGCGUGUGUACGUGUCUGUGAGUGUACAUUCAUUUGUGUAUGUGCGUGUGUACAUGCAUUGUGUGUGUGUGUGUGUGUGUGUGUGGCAACGGGCCUGGACUGCUUUUCCAGUGCUGUAGGUUCCAUUGUUCGCUGUGUGGGACGAGGAGUCGUUUGUCUGCUCAAACCGACACCAUCGCCUUGUUUUCACUAACAAAAGCUCUCUGUGGUUGUCAUGGGGAUGAUGUGUAUUUAACAAACACUACAGGCCGGAUGUGGUAUUUCUGAUGUCCUUAUUAGUUAUUCCCCUGGGGAGGAAAUGAAGACCAAACUGUUUAGUGAAAAACUAAAAAUGGCCGACAUGGAAACCGGAAGUGUUCCGUAAUGUUGGGGUUCUCUGAUUAAGAUGAAGGUUAUAGAAAAAAGAAUUAAGAAACGUUCUUAAAAGCUGUGUAUUUAACUGGCUGUUCUGUGUAUAUUUGGAUCUAUCGCUUACGCUGUGCCUUGGGGCGGGGCUUCGUGGCAUUCCGUAGCAACGGUAACGAGGAAGUGGGGUGCGUUCCUGCCGUCACUCAAACGCGGCUUUAGUGUUAACCGUUAAUUUGAGGUCAAACACCCGACACAGGCUCCAAGACUCGUUUAUACAAUACUUAAAUCACAUUGGUGAACGUGUGUGGAAGUACCGUGUGGCAAGUCAACACGCGGUACUGCCCGCGGCGCAGCGCCCCCUGUGGAGAGGGAAUGCUGCGACGCCGGCAGGGGGCGCACUGUGUUGACUCGCAGUACUGCCGGUAGCGCAGCGCCCCCUGUGGCGACACGCCGUCCUGCCUGCGGACAGCAGCCCCCCGGCCCCCCACGGGCCCUUUGUUCUGAGGGUCGCCACGAGGCCUCGCGCCGCAUCAGCGUCCAGUAAUUGGCCGUGACUUUAGUAGCACCAUACAAACCGCUGCUGCAUUGUUUCUUUUUGCUUAUGUAAUGAAUAUAAUUUUAUUGUUGACAUUUAUUUACUACUUUAGUACCUCUGUUUCGUUUCAUUCGCCUUACUCUUUCUCUUCCUCCUCUGUCUUGCUCUUGGACUGUCGUAAUAUAACUUUCUAUGCUCACCUCUAUCUAUUUUUAAUGCCAAAUUAUCGUGUUUACCUGUGUUUGGUCCAAAAAAAUAACAAAAAUAAAAAUGAUAGAUUUGAAGAUGAAAUUAA
Gadus morhua (Atlantic cod) is the source of this 2891-nucleotide messenger RNA. It is a transcript of the gene rab2a, whose product is annotated as RAB2A, member RAS oncogene family. The transcript has 8 exons. Bases 173 to 889 code for a protein of 238 amino acids. The record is from RefSeq and is a predicted model, not a curated record. NCBI's taxonomy places the organism in Eukaryota, Metazoa, Chordata, Actinopteri, Gadiformes, Gadidae. Gene Ontology annotation, molecular function: GTPase activity; GTP binding.